Molecule: messenger RNA, 1054 nt
Organism: Diatraea saccharalis (sugarcane borer)
Lineage: Eukaryota; Metazoa; Arthropoda; Insecta; Lepidoptera; Crambidae
Source: the annotation of a GenBank genome assembly
AAUUUCUUAACUGAUAAUAUUGAUAACGCCAAUUAUAAAAUUGGAUUUUUAAGUUUGUGCCAUGCAAAUAAGUGAAACCUAAAAAUGCGUUUGAUUGCGUUGGUAGUACUUGUGGUUGCGGCUUCUGCCGGUGCUUAUGUGGGAGUUCCCGAUCCUAGAGGCUACCACGAGGCUGUAGGUAUACCUCUCGCGCGGAAGAUCAAAGCCCAUGAGGAUGCAAUUCAAAUCCAAAACAGGAUCGUUGGUGGUGUAUCCGCCCCUCCCAAUGAACAUCCGUAUUUGGCUGGUCUUAUAAUUAACUUCUGGAACAUCGCUGGACAAUCCGUGUGCGGCUCAUCACUGUUGUCUUCCAAUCGGUUGGUGACAGCAGCCCAUUGUUGGUUCGACGGCAAAAACCAAGGAUCGCAAUUUACAGUCGUGUUGGGCACGAAUUUACUUUUCCAAGGAGGACUGCGUAUACCUACCUCACAUGUAAUAAUGCACCCACAAUGGGCACCAGCGACAUUAGCCAAUGAUGUAGCCAUGAUUUACUUACCAUUCCCAGUUCAAUUUACCACAACCGUCCAGCCAAUUUCGUUGCCCAACUGGCAGGAGUUGGGUGAUCUCUUCGUGGGUAACUGGGCAACUGCUGCAGGUUAUGGUUUCACAAAUGACCAGCAAACUGGCGUGACUCUUGCGCAGAGUGUGAGCCAUGUGAAUCUGCAGGUGAUCACCGAGGUGCAAUGUCGCGCUGUAUUCGGUCCUACGUUCAUUCUACCCAGCACACUGUGUACGAACGGAGCGGGUGGUGUGGGCGUAUGCCGCGGCGACUCUGGUGGACCACUCUUCGUCAACAGGAGCGGACGCAGAGUUUUGAUUGGCAUCAGUUCCUUCGUGGCAGAUAUAGGGUGCCAGCUCGGCUUCCCAUCUGCAUUUGCACGAGUAACCAGCUUCUACUCCUUCAUUAUGCAGCACAUGUCAUGAAUUCUGCCAACAACAGCAGGAAACUCUCAGUGAUAAACUACUGCCAUAAAAUAAACGUUUUCUAUUUACAAUGCUUAAUUUAUUUACCCUU